Molecule: messenger RNA, 723 nt
Organism: Diplodia corticola
Lineage: Eukaryota; Fungi; Ascomycota; Dothideomycetes; Botryosphaeriales; Botryosphaeriaceae
Exons: 3
Coding region: 1-723 (240 amino acids)
Source: RefSeq, a predicted model, not a curated record
AUGCUUCCCACGCACAUCAGGAUAGCGCAGUUGUCCCUCGCGGGCCUGAGCUUCAUCUUCGGCAUCUGCAUCAUGGGCACCUCCGGCCACACCCUCGCCGUCUACAACGCCGAGUACUCGACCAACCCGUGGUGGCUCCCGCUCUGGAACGGACACUUCGACGUGCGCGGCACGAACACGCUCAUCGGUGCCGGCGCGGUCAUCACCAUCCUCAACCUCGCCUUCCUCAUCCUCUGCUUCCUCCCCAAGCUCAACCUCACCGAACGCACCACCGCCCGCGCCUUCAUCACCCUGGGCCUGGUCUUCCCGACGCUGGUCGUGGCGUUCGGCUGCUUCGUCUACGCCGCGGUGCUGAACAAGAACUCGCCCUCGGUCGAGACGAUCCAGACAUGGACAUGCAAGUUCAAGGGCAAGCGGCCCUCCGACACCACCAUCAGCGUGCCCACCGGCGUCUCGAACCAGGAAUUCAGCAGGCUGUGCGCCGAGAGCAAAUUCGCUCUGUACACGACGCUCGUCGUCUUCCUGCUGCAGGGCUUCAUGCUCGUCAUCGCCGUGCUCGGGUGGUGCGUCGAGAAGUGGUACGCGCGCAAGCAGCGCAAGCAGUCGAAGCUCGAGGACGGCAACAGCGUCGAGAUGAGCAACGGCAGCCACCACGACAAGGAGGUGCCCGUCAGCGUGCACUCGACGGCCGGCUCCAUCACACCGCCGCCGCCGAGGUACUGA